Hirundo rustica (Barn swallow) is the source of this 2868-nucleotide messenger RNA. RefSeq lists its product as uncharacterized. The record is from RefSeq and is a predicted model, not a curated record. The transcript has 4 exons. The coding region runs from base 14 to 1078 and encodes 354 amino acids. Lineage: Eukaryota; Metazoa; Chordata; Aves; Passeriformes; Hirundinidae.
UGCUCAUCCCGGGAUGCGGUGGGACCGUCGCUCGGAGCGCUGCGCGGAGCCACGGACCGGGGGCUGCUCCCGGCGCUGCGCGGAGCUCGAGGCGCUGAGAGCACAGAAUAUUUUGAGUGUGAAGGGACACAGAAGGAGCACCGAGCUGAACCCUUAUGUGAAUGGCUCAUCUGGGGAUGGAACCCACAACCUGGGCAUCUUCAGCACCCUGCUCCAACCGAGCCAGUCUCAGGUUACAGCAAUGCCCUGCCUGGGAUGGGAAUGCCAAGUACCAGCAAGGGAAUUCCUGUGCCAGUGCAGCUCCUUCCUUUAUGCCGAUAUUGCUUCACACACCAGCCCCUGGAAUGGCCAUAGGGCAGAGCUCCGUGGCUGGUACCUGACCAUGGAACAACACAGGUGCUUGUGCCGCGUCCCUUUCCAGGGAGAAAUGAUCAAGACAAGCCCUGAGGGUUCCCUUGGUCCAUGGCCGAAGUUCUCCUGGAGAGUGCCAGGGCCGGUCCCGCCUGCAGAGGGGCGUUUCCUGCGGUUCCCCAGUGAGAAGAACAUGAACUCACAGACAUUCAGGCCUGGCAGUCCCCUGCAGCGAGAGCUCAGCGCACAUCCACAGAGGCAAUUCCAGCAUCUGAAAGAAAGGAAGAAGAAGAAGAAGGUUAUUUCUUCUGAUUCAAGGUUAUUUCAAGUUCUCAGACCCAAACCACCCUUUGCUCUUGCUCUUGGCCGGGUGAAUCCUGAGCAGUGGGCACAGGUCUGGUCAUUCAUGCUGAUGGGAGCGACGCUUUCUGGGGGAAAUCCGCUGAUUUCCAAAGUUCACUGCCUGCCCCUGCCUGAUCUGCACGGCAGAAAACCUCUUCCAUGGAGGGAUUUUGCUCCAUCUAAUCCCACCUGCCCAGGCUGUUCCAUGUGGAUGGGACAGGCUGGGGCAGCACAGGCAGACACAGCUCUCGGCGCUCCCCGCUCCAAACACAGCUCUGGGCUCCUCUGCAAACUGCCUCUGCCAGGAGGUUUUCUCCAGGAGAGCUCCAGGACUGGCUCAUGGCAGGGGGGAGAUGAAGUUAUCACAAAGGGAAGUAAAGGAUAAAUACUCCUGUAGGAGCCUUUGGGAUCUGCUGGGCUGAGCUGGGAAGGGGACAUUCAUUCCCUGCAGUGCAAAUGCACAGCCGCCUCCAGCACGCAGCAAACGCUGUCAGGUGGGCUCUGAAAGCAGCACUGUGACAAACCUCACCGUCACUCUUCCCUUCAGGGACUUUUGCAAUCAGUCUCUGAAGCUGACCAGCCCCAGAGCUCUGUGCAGCUGCUCUGGAGCAAAAGGAUCCUCCCGGGGCUGAGGCCCAUUCCCAGCCAUCGCUCCCACGGCGGCCCAGAGGCACCACUGGAGCUCGUGUGUGGGGCUGGCAAGGGCUGCAGGAGGACACAGCCCCAGCUGGGGCGGCCCAGAGGCACCACUGGAGCUCGUGUGUGGGGCUGGCAAGGGCUGCAGGAGGACACAGCCCCAGCUGGGGCGGCCCAGAGGCACCACUGGAGCUCGUGUGUGGGGCUGGCAAGGGCUGCAGGAGGACACAGCCCCAGCUGGGGCGGCAGCGGCAGCAGCAAUUCCCAGGCCCUGGCACGGCAGAGCCAAAGGCCGGCGCUGCCGCGGGAGGCGCGGGUUUCGUUCCGCUCCCUGCGCUGCCGCGGCCCGGCAGGAAAUCUCCAGGGGGGCAGAAACUCUCAGGGGACACAAAAUGCAGCAUCUGUCACCCUGGUCCUGGCUGAACUCAGCGUGUGGGGCCACCCCCCACAGGUAAGCACUGACCUGAGCCGGAUCAGCCUCAAACACCGCCCCAGCUGUCAGCUCCCGGCCGCUCCCGGGCUGCCGCCGCUCUCUCUGUGCCUCAGCCUUGGGGGCUGCAGGGAGCAGGGCAGGGACAGCCCGAAGCCAGGGCAGAGCCCUCCGGGUUUGCAACACUCUGGGGACAGCUGGGGACUCACCCAGGGCACGGGCAGGAGCAGGGACCCUCCGGCGCGGGCCGGCGGCGCUGGCGGCUGCUGGGUUCGGCCGCUCAAACACCAAAGCUCGGGGCAAAGGUGGGACGAGUUCAGUGUCCUGAAAGUUUCCUGUCCUGAAAGGGAGGAGAAAGUGGAAAUUAAGGCCACUGUGGAAGCCAAAGGCUCCUGCAUUUCCCACUUCUGUUCUGAUUCCUCACUACAGGGUUCCAUCCAUAAAAAAUGAGAGCUGACACCAAAUAAAAGGGCCCCAUUUCAACUUUUUUCCCUACUGUUUUCAUACAUAAAAAGGAUGCCCAUUUUUUCAAACUGCAUUCUUUGCCUAAUUUUAUCAGAACCAUUUCAAUUCCAGGCCCCACUUGUGAGUUAUUAUUGUGACUCUGGGCAAAGGAAGAGAAGGAUCUGUUCCACACGGGUGUCAUCCCACAGGGAACAGCCCUGGGCCAGCCCCAGCCUGGGCUGAGCACGCUGCCUCCCUCCCCCAUUCUGGAUUCUGGCUCCAGGCCAGUCCGAGUUUCCCCCCAUUUUCCAUGUCUAGAGACAGGAAAUUGUCCUGGUCAGGGUGCAGGACCUUAAACUGCACAUUGAUCUGGGGUUUGCUGGGAUUCCAGCAGGGAAUUCAUGGUUUUACAAAUAAAAACUCUUCCAGGGAGCAGCACUGAAAAGUUGGGAGCUGCUGCUUCACCACACGGUGUCAGCAACAGAGAGGAAACACAAAAUGUGAACCCAAAACCAAGGAUAAAAUGAUUCCUCCUGCUUUUAGUGGGACCAGGGUUAAUUCUGCCCUGGAAUGACGAAGAACCUCUCCCUCAGACCCCCAGAGACCCCUCAAAAAGCCAAAGUGCAGCAGGGAGGGAGGGAAGGAAAGGCACCUCUGCCUCACCU